CGGAAGCUAAUAAAUAUCAAAUCAGAACAUCGAGGUACAUUUUAAUGUAAUUUUUCAUAAUUAUAGGAACGAUAUGAAGAAACUGAGUGGAGUUCUCAUCUUUCUAUUCUUCUGUCUUCCACUCUCCUUUGUCGAAACCCAAAACAAUGGAGUAGCGAACGACAAAGCCAUUUUACAUGUCGGGGUGAUUCUCGAUUUGACUUCGACUGUCGGGAACGUCACCCGUGCAUGCAUUUCGAUAGCGUAUUCCAACUUUUAUAAAAUUCAUCCUAAUCAGAAUACGAGAGUAGUUAUUCAUAUGCGGGAUUCGAAAGGUGAUCCUGUUACUGCUACCAGUGCUGCUUUAGAUUUGAUACACAACAUCGGGGUGAAAGCAAUCAUCGGCCUAGACUCGUCAGUAGGAGCAGAAUUUGUUGCAUAUGUUGGUAGCAAAUCUCAUAUACCGAUCCUCUCAUUCUCUCCAACCCACUCAUCCAUUUCACUAACUCAAGCUCCUUACCUCAUUAGAGUUGCCCAAAAUGAUUCAUCACAAGUAAAGGCGAUUGCAGCGAUCAUUCAAGCAUACAAGUUGAAGGAAUUAUCUAUCAUUCAUGAUGAUAGCCGAAUUGGGAAUGCUCUGGUGCCAUCCCUUGCAGUUGCUCUUUCUGAUGUUGAUGCUCAAGUAUUUAAUAAAACCAUCAUACCCAGCACGGCAAAUGCCACGAUAAUCAACAAUAGUUUGCUCGAGUUAAAAAGCAUGAAAUCCAAGGUCUUCGUUGUUCAUAUGUCACCCUCUUUAGCUGCCUCUUUCUUCUUGAAUGUUCAUAAGCAGGGAAUGAUGAGUAAAGGGUAUGUGUGGAUUAUCACGACCGCCAUUGCUGAUGUUAUGUCCUAUAUGGAGCCUUCUGUUUUACGUUCCAUGAAUGGUGUUAUCGGUGUUAAAGCUCAUGUGCCGGAAACUAAGUCUCUUAAAAAGUUUAGUAUUCAAUUCCAAAAGCGUUUUAAGCAGAACGAUCGGAAAUUAUAUAGACCACAACCUAACAUAAAUGCACUGCGGGCAUAUGAUGUAAUGUUUCUGAUGGCAAUGGUAGCUAACAAAGUUCAGCCGCGUUUUAACGAUAAAAACUCUUUAUCACCACCGGCAAAUAAGAAAGGAAAUCUUGGUUUGUUUGACAAUAGUGUCUCUACUAUGGGUUCAAAAUUCUUACAAGCAAUUCAAGCGGCAAAAUUUACGGGGCUCAGUGGUGAGAUUCAGUUUAUAGAUGGGCAGUUACAGUCUAAUACUUAUAGAAUUAUCAAUGUGCUCAGCAAAAGAGAUCGAACGAUAGGCUAUUGGACACCCGGGGCUGGAUUGUCGAAGAACCUGAAUAUAAAAACCAUGCAAAAAGACUAUUCAGCAAAUGAUUAUGACCUUGGCAGUGUUAUAUGGCCAGGAGGGUCCAAAGUUACUCCGAAAGCUAUCACCUUGACUGUUGGAGUCCCUUAUAAAACUGGAUUUGUUGAAUUCAUGAGUGCCAACCGUGAUAAGAACACUAACUCGUGGAAGGUGACUGGCUUUUCAAAAGAUGUGUUUGAAACCGUGAUGUUUGGAUUGCCAUAUGAAUACGAUUAUGUCCCAUAUGAGAUAAAUGGAGUUUCAGCAGGAAAUUACAAUAAGUUAACAUAUUCUGUCUACACGAAGCAGUUUGAUGUUGUCGUGGGAGAUGUGACCAUUGUUGCUAAUAGAUCAAGAUAUGUGGAGUUCAGCCAGCCAUAUUCAAAUUCUGGAGUUCGCAUGAUUACACUAAAAACCGACAAAAAUCUCACUAGUAGUCUCUGGUGGUUUCUAUGGCCUUGGUCAAAGGAUCUUUGGUUUAUAACCAUCGCAUUCUUCUUGACGACUGGGUUUUCUGUUUGGGUAUUUGAAAGAGGCAAAAACCCUGAAUUCCAAGGACCAUUAUCACAGCAGUUGGGGAAAUAUCUCUCCUUCAGCUUUUCAAUUUCAGUUUUUGCACAUAAAGAAAAACUUGAAAGCAACUACUCUAGAUUCAUUGUAAGCCUGUGGAGCUUUUCGGUGUAUAUUCUAAUGGGAUGCUUUAUUGCUAAUCUUACGUCUAUGUUGACGGCCAAGAAUCUUCAAACUAGUACUGUUACCGGAUCGGUUGGGUACCAAAGUGGAUCAUUUGUAUCGGAACUCUUAGUAGAUUUAGGGUACCAUCCCUCAAAGCUCGUUCAACUCUCUACAAUAGGGGAGUACGCCAACGCUCUUAAAAAUGGAAGCGUUUCUGCAAUCUACGAUGAGAUACCUUUCAUUAAAGUUUUCCUGGCACACUAUUGCAAUGAGUUCACAGUUGCUGGACCUACAUAUCCAGCUGGUGGUUUCGGUUUUGUGUUUCCACUAGACUCUCCACUGGUGUCUUAUGCUUCUCAUGGAGUUUUGGAGUUUGCAGAGGGAAAUAAGAUGAAAGAAUUUGAAGAAAAAUGGUUUGGUAGGGAAUCAUGUUAUGAUAAUUUUCAGAAAAAUACAACAUGGAGCCAGCAGCUUCAUCUUUAUAGCUUCAGAAGCGUCUUCAUUAUUAUGGGGGUUGCAUCAGUGUCAACUCUCGGCUUGUUCUUUGCUUCAGAUUUGGUAUAUAAAAGUGCAAAAGAAAAUGGCGGUAUAUUUGAUAUGGUAAGAAAGAAAUUUGUAAAUGAUGUGGCAGAUGCUGAAAACCCCCCGGUCAGAACAAGAGUCUUGAUAGACCAAAUGCAUGAACAAGAGUCAUAUCUUACUUAAUGCUUUGUUUUAGUACUGUCGUUGGUUCUUGUAUAUGUGUAAUAUAAAAUCUGUAUUUCCCAUUUCCAGUCAACAAGUAAAUAUUUUCAAGGCC
Molecule: messenger RNA, 2828 nt
Organism: Papaver somniferum (opium poppy)
Lineage: Eukaryota; Viridiplantae; Streptophyta; Magnoliopsida; Ranunculales; Papaveraceae
Product: glutamate receptor 2.7-like
Exons: 5
Coding region: 74-2734 (886 amino acids)
Cellular component (GO): plasma membrane
Molecular function (GO): glutamate-gated receptor activity
Source: RefSeq, a predicted model, not a curated record